AUGUUUCUCGCUUCCCUCCUAUUAGGCCUCUCGGCCUGUGCAUCUGCCUCACGGGGGCAUUCUCGGAACUCUACCUUCUACAACCCGAUCUUCCCCGGCUUCUACCCAGAUCCGAGCUGUAUCUAUGUUCCUGAGCAUGACCAUACCUUCUUCUGUGCCUCAUCAAGCUUCAAUGCCUUCCCUGGCAUCCCAAUCCACGCUAGCAAGGACUUGCAGAACUGGAAGUUGAUCGGCCAUGUGCUGAAUCGGAAGGAACAGCUUCCUCGCCUGGCUGAGACCAAUCGGUCGACUAGCGGCAUAUGGGCACCAACCCUGAGAUUCCAUGAUGAUACUUUCUGGCUGGUCACCACACUGGUGGAUGAUGACCGGCCCCAGGCGGAUUCUUCCAGAUGGGAUAACAUCAUCUUCAAGGCCAAGGACCCCUACGAUCCCGAGUCGUGGUCGAAUGCCGUCCACUUCAACUUCACCGGCUACGACACGGAACCCUUUUGGGAAGGAGGAAAGGCGUACAUUACUGGCGCUCAUGCUUGGCAGGUUGGUCCGUACAUCCAGCAGGCCGAGGUGGACCUUGACACGGGCGCAGUUGGUGAAUGGCGGAUCAUCUGGAACGGGACCGGCGGCAUGGCUCCGGAAGGGCCGCACAUAUACCGUAAAGACGGCUGGUAUUACUUGCUGGCUGCCGAAGGGGGCACCGGAGUGGAUCACAUGGUGACCAUGGCCCGGUCAAAGAAGCUAUCUGGGCCCUAUGAGUCUUAUUCCGGGAACCCAGUGUUGACCAAUGCCAACACGACGAGUUACUUCCAAACUGUUGGCCAUUCUGAUUUAUUCCACGACAGCAACGGAAAUUGGUGGGCGGUCGCCCUGUCCACCCGCUCCGGGCCCGGAUACCUCCAUUACCCCAUGGGCCGCGAGACCGUCAUGACCGCAGUCAGCUGGCCCGAGGGCGAAUGGCCAACAUUCACCCCCAUAUCCGGCAAGAUGAGCGGUUGGCCAAUGCCCCCCGAGCAAAAAGACAUUCGCGGCGUAGGCCCCUUCGUCACCCCCCCCACCACCUCGCCAUCCCUCCCCCAGGAAGAACACCUCACCUUCCCCCCGCACCACCCCCUCCCCGCGCACCUAACCCACUGGCGCUACCCCAUCGCCACCUCCUACACCGCCUCCCCGGCAGACCACCCCAACACGCUGCGCCUCACCCCCUCCCGCCUCAACCUGACGGCCCUCAACGGCAACUACGCGGGCCCCGCGGGCCAGACCUUCAUCGCGCGGCGCCAGCAGCACACGCUGUUUUCCUUCUCAGCGACGCUGCGGUUUAAUCCGGUUGUGGAGGGCGAGGAGGCGGGGGUGACGGCGUUUCUGACGCAGAAUCAUCAUUUGGAUUUGGGGGUUGUGCUGCUCCCCCUUGAUGGUGGGGGAGAGGGUGGUGGUGGUGCGGGGGAGCUGGUGCCGCAUGUGCGGUUCCGGGGGGAGUCGUACACGGCGGUGCCGGCGGCGGUGGCGUUCCCCGUGCCGGAGGGGUGGCGGGAUGGGGGGUUGGUGCUGGAGGUGAGGGCGUGUAAUGCGAGUCAUUAUGCUUUUGGGGUGGGGCCGGAGGGGCGGAGGGCGGAGAGGAGGGUGGUGAUGGAGGUUUCGAAUGAGGCGGUUAGUUGGGGGUUUACGGGGACAUUGCUGGGCAUAUAUGCCACAACCAAUGGCGGCAAUGGGUCGACGCCGGCGUACUUUUCGGAUUGGAGGUAUAAGCCGAUAGAGCAGUUUAGAGACUAA
Messenger RNA from Chaetomium fimeti, 1761 nucleotides. Its product is annotated as glycoside hydrolase family 43 protein. Gene Ontology annotation, biological process: carbohydrate metabolic process. Lineage: Eukaryota; Fungi; Ascomycota; Sordariomycetes; Sordariales; Chaetomiaceae. The transcript is spliced from 10 exons. Gene Ontology annotation, molecular function: hydrolase activity, hydrolyzing O-glycosyl compounds. Bases 1 to 1761 code for a protein of 586 amino acids. The record is from RefSeq and is a predicted model, not a curated record.